AUCGGUACGACAGCAAGAAAACACCACAAGCAGUUCCGAUGUCGAUGCAAAUAUCUGCCCCUCCACAGGACCCUCGGCCGGACUCUCCGCAGGACUCUUCGCAGUACUCUCCGCAGAAGCCGGGUCCGCGGCAACCUAGUCGCAAGAAGUUUGCGGUCCCACCAGUGAAGCUGGCUUGUCUAUCAUGUCGAAAUUCGCAUUUGAGAUGUAACGGGUCGCAGCCUUGUUACCGCUGCGGCACACGAGGACUGCAAUGCUCCUACUCCCAGAGCCGCCGUGGAAUGCCGUCGCGGACCGCUCAGGACGAGGACGAACGCGAAACCCACGAUAGCGAGUGGGACCACAUCUCUCCAGAUUUUCAGCCCAGCGCCGAUGUCUUCCUCCCGCCCCUCGACGUUGCCAAUGGCUUGGACCAUUUCGAAUUCGACGGCACGCAAAGCGACGGGCUCGACGCCUUCUUCGCUUCCUUGUUUGCAACCCCGUCGUACCCGCAACCACCUCUAUCCAACCACUCUGAGCCGUCGUCCGCCACCAUUCAGCGCAACUUGCAUAUACUAAGAAAGUAUCAGUGCGAUUCUGAUGUUCUUGACGCAUAUUACCAUCUUAUUCAUCCAUCCUUCCCAAUACUUCCGAAAUUGUCGAAACCCGAUCGAGAAACAGACUCUACUCUAAUUCAACCAACAGCCAGCCUGUUCUCUGCAGAUGAAUCCUUUGCAGACUACCAACCAUCAUCGCCCCUCAUUUUGGCACUGUUGUCAAUUCUAGUGCUGCUUCCUGAUGCAGAUUACGCCCUUGAAGCAGAAGGUGUCAACCAGGACCUGCGUUUUCGGUUUUCGCAAUCCCUCGCCGAGUGUGCCUGCGAGAGCAUCGAGAUAUACACAAGCAGAGCCGACCUAGAUUCGCCGCCUCUUGACCCAGAUCGUUCCGACGUAUGGCUGCGCACUGAUUUCCCCGACAAGCUUCAGAUCCCGACAGCUCUAUGCAUAUUGAGCGUACAGGCUUAUCUUCAUGGUGGAAAUCUGCCAAAGAUGCUUCUUCAGGCUGAGAGAGCCCUGGACUACUGCAUGCAAAUGUCAUUGCACCAGUUUGUUGAGCAAGGUCCACAAGCAGAAGGCAUCAGAAGAACUUGGUGGAUGGCUUACUUAUGUUACUGCAAUGCUUGCAUUGUCAACUGCCAGGUACGUAUGGCAUUCUAUCCAACUUGGCAUAAAUCCAUGUAUGCGACUUCUGUGUACGGGUUCGUGUGCUGACUGCCGCCUGUCAAGCCCCCAAAACAACUCAACAGU
Messenger RNA from Ilyonectria robusta, 1286 nucleotides. RefSeq lists its product as uncharacterized. The record is from RefSeq and is a predicted model, not a curated record. Gene Ontology annotation, molecular function: DNA-binding transcription factor activity, RNA polymerase II-specific; zinc ion binding. The coding region runs from base 39 to 1250 and encodes 403 amino acids. Gene Ontology annotation, biological process: regulation of DNA-templated transcription. The transcript has 5 exons. Lineage: Eukaryota; Fungi; Ascomycota; Sordariomycetes; Hypocreales; Nectriaceae.